Sycon ciliatum is the source of this 2151-nucleotide messenger RNA. RefSeq names its product protein phosphatase 1 regulatory subunit 36-like. The transcript is spliced from 13 exons. Bases 256 to 1809 code for a protein of 517 amino acids. The record is from RefSeq and is a predicted model, not a curated record. Gene Ontology annotation, molecular function: phosphatase binding. Gene Ontology annotation, biological process: negative regulation of phosphatase activity. NCBI's taxonomy places the organism in Eukaryota, Metazoa, Porifera, Calcarea, Leucosolenida, Sycettidae.
CCUGGACACCACAUCCGAGAUCGAUAAAAAUUCCACUCAGCUCAAACCACAGUCCGUAAUGUCUUUCCAAAGUAAGUUUCUUUUUGCUACAGACUCAGUAGGAGUGUAUGACUCGUCGCCUAGAGUGAAGUCACGUCAGUGAAGUCAACUGCAUCGGCGGUCUUUUGCUAACCAUUGAAGCAGGUCAGACACGAGGCUGCAUCAGGCUUCACUACAUGUAAUAACUAAUAAUAAUAAUUGCUCCCUAUUGCUAGUAUGGCUGCGAAGCGCAAGGCAUACACGGACGAGGACAGUAUUGCCGCAUUCGAGCGCUGCGAAGGUGACUGGAAGUGGCGCGAGGAUCGCAAGCGACUCGAAUUCCAGCCGAAGAUCAGCCCGGCACAGCCCUUGCGCAAUGACGAUGAUGGGCAGCAGGACAUGCUAGUAUGGCCAGCAUGCAGAGCACGCGUGACAUGGCCUAGACUGUCCACCGUCUGGGACACGUUUGGAACCGAGCCAGAGACACCGAGCCGCCAGGAGAAGCCAGCUGUAAUCAAGGCAUGCGAGGGCUGGAUGCAAGCGUGCAUGGCACCUGUUUCCAUGGAUAUGCCACAGCGCACCGGUCGGCUCAACUUACAGGGACGCAAGUCCUACUUCAACCUGCCGCUCCAACGCCAGGCAUCCGUCAUCAACACCUCCCGGCACAUGAGUCGCCGCGACCUGUUUGCACCGUCCGACUGUGGCUCAGUGGCCGCGUCCAUUAAGAGCCAGCCGUCGGGGAAGCUGGUUGCGGCGAAGCUGACCUACACCAGAGAGGGUCCCGUCACCCUGGAGAUUGUGAAAGAGGUUGCAUCGCUGGAACUGGAUUUGGACACAGAGAGUCCGUCUCGUGAUCUCUUUGAUCUCAUAAGGUUACGCGCAUUCGACGAAUUCCUCGUGGCGUCUCUGCUGUACAUGGAUGCUUUUCUGCGAUUAAGGGACGUCAAGGAGAGGGUGGAAGAGGCAGGGCACGGCAGCUUCUUUGCGGAAGUAUCCGGGGCUAACAGUGGUCUUACUCAGGAGCAGCGUCGCAUUGAGAAGGAGAUGGUGGAGCAGCAGGCACAACUCUCCACCCACUACUGCCGCAUGCUGUUGCCCGAGACUUCCCUUCAGCUAAAGCGUUUCCAUCACUCCUAUUCUGGAAGCUGGAGAACAUCAAGAACUAAUGCUGAUCAGAUGUUGCAAGAAGGUAUACUGCGCUAUGCAACGGCCGUGGUAUGGAUAGCUUUGGGCAGAAAGCACUGGGAUCUGAUCACUGAAGAGCUGGGAAGGUUGUUUCGCUCCUCAGAGUUCAAUAUCAACAGCCGUCAGGUACAUAAGCCAACGGAACGAGAGAUUCAAGCGGAAUACCAGCAACAGAAGCGGUACAUCUUGAAUGGUGGCUCGCUGUCCAACUAUACGAAGCAGAGAGAUCUUGCACCAGAGAAAAUCCCACACUUACAAUCAGUUAUGAGGAAAAAUUCGCCUUUAGUUUCGAUGCUGCUGGAUCAGCGGCGGAGUCGUGGGAAGCAGAUAGACACGUCAUGGGGCUGCAAGAACCUGGAAAUGCGCCCGCACGUGGGAAUACUUGGCCGACCUGUACAAGACUAUACUCCCUUCCUGGAACCAAAGCCGGUGGAAGUCAAGAAAGCGAAGCAUCGCAACGGUGAUAAUGACAGUGACGGUGGCAGCGAUACAAACUCUGAGACUACCGAUGACAGAUCAGACUCGAUAGCGGGCAGCGAUUUCGGGUCCAGUGCCAUCCUACUUGGUACGACAGGUUCGCUUGCACCAAUAGACAAUCCUAGCUAGGCUGGCUAGGCAGUCAAUGGUAUUGUCUGACUCCCCCCCCCCCCCCCCCCCCCCACACACACACCAGAUAAACAGGUAUUCAGCCUUGACACUUGCUGGACUUCUUGGUGGUACUGCUCACAUGUUUGUAAGAUCUUGUCUGGAUCAGUACAGCGGCAUUACAAUGUGUUUCUCCCUAGUACUUUUUCCGCUUGGCCUUGAGCAACACUUUUUCGUGACUUGAGCAUACAUUGCUGCCACUGAAGCUGAAAACACAAUGUUUGAGCAUUUCUGCAUGCCUGCCUCAUUAUUGCACCAUCCUGUUGAGUUGACUUGCAUGAUAAAUAAAGACUUGACCAUUUA